UCUCGAUCGAGUUGUGUCUUUUGUUUGUAGUUAUGAAAUACGAGGUAUUGUACGAAAUAAAAUAAUUUCAGUUAGUUUAAACGAAGCGAAAAUGGAUGUAGUGGAUCUAUUGAGCAACAUAAACGAUAAAGCGAACAUGUUCGCUGUCACUACUUGGACAUCAGAAUGGUCGAAUAAUUUCCAAGAGAAUCAAUUGCUGUGGUCUUUCUGUGGCUGCCUUUUAGUAUCCUUGCUGAUCGUAUUCUUUUAUUACUAUAGGAGAUGGCGAGUCAAAGAAUUAGUUGGCGAUGUCUGCGCGUCAGGGGCUGCAGGGGAGCCGGCGAAGCGUUUCAGAAAACGCGACAAGAUGAUGUUCUACGGUAGACGUAUGUUAAGAAAAGUCAAGUCCAUAUCAAACUCUGGUCAGGGUCGCAAGAGGCGAGCUGUCAUGAGGUUCGCGCGUAAACUCCUACAGCUCAAAAAAGACUCCGCUCCUGAACAACUUAAGGUACUGGAACCACCAGCAGAAUACUUGGAAGAGGACCUCACAAGUGACGAUCGAGUUCCACCGGAUGCUCUAUACAUGCUGCACAGCAUCAGAGUUUUCGGGCACUUCGAGAAACCAGUCUUCCUAAUGCUUUGUAAACACACUGAGAUACUGAACUUGCCUGCUGGCUCAUUCCUGUUCAAAGUUGGUGACACCGACGAAAACGUAUACGUGGUUCAAACUGGUCGUGUGAACGUAUACAUCACGAAUCAAGACGGAAGCAGUCUCUCAUUGAAGGUCGUCAGGGCGGGAGAGAGCGUCACGUCUUUGCUUAGCUUUACUGAUGUUCUCACGGGUCACUCGCAACCUUACAAGACAGUGAACGCCAAAGCUCUUGAAGAUUCGCAAGUCAUAAAGCUGCCAAUGAGAGCUUUCCAAGAAGUAUUCAAAGAGUACCCCGACAUAUUCGUCAGGGUAAUACAGAUCAUCAUGGUUCGUCUUCAGAGGGUAACGUUCACAGCUCUUCACCAGUACCUUGGCUUGAGUGCUGAACUUGUAAAUCCUGGCAAAGAGAAACGUCGACCGAUGACGGUGUCGUCGUCUCCAGGGAAGACAGCAAAGGCGCCAGCUGACAACCUGUCGCACUCCCCGCAUCCCGCCGACAAGUCCACCCCGGAUAACGUGGAGGGAGGGCAUCAAGUCUCCUCGCCCAUCCACAUCCAGGGUCGGCGUCAGAGGCCCGACAUGGUGCCCGACGUAACAUCGAACACACUACAGCAGCCGGACGUGCAGCCGACAUCCUCGCUGUCGCGCAGCAAGGAGGGCAGCUCCUCGUUCAAGAAGCACAUCAAUGACAACCUAGACGAGAAGGCAUUAACUCAAAUAGCAACCGACGCGUUCGUGAAGGAGCUGGGUCUGGAGAACGAGCAGCUCUUGCAGGGGAGCGUGCAAGUGCGGGACCUGCCCGCCGGGACCUACAUCAUGAAGGAGGAGAGCCAUAAGCUCUAUUAUAGUGUGAGGGGUGAACCAGAAAUAAUUCAGGACGUGGCAUUGGUAUAUUUGCUAUCCGGAGCUCUGCUGGUGUCACAGAGAGUGGCCGAAGGUGAGGGCGAAGUGCACAUGUUCACAGCCUAUCCAGGUGAAGUGGAAGGCGGACUAGCAGUUCUAACGGGCGAGCCAAGUUUCUUUUCUAUACGAGCGAAACACUUCUCGAGGAUCGGUCUGCUGUCCAAGACCACUGUGUACAGCAUCAUGAGAGAAAGACCCUCGGUGGUGUUGCACAUCGCCAACACCGUCGUGCGGAGACUGUCGCCGUUCGUGCGCCAAGUGGACUUCGCUCUGGAUUGGGUGUUUCUAGAGUCUGGCCGCGCGGUCUACCGCCAGGACGAGGAGUCGGGGUCUACUUUCAUCGUGCUAAGCGGUCGGUUGAGAUCUGUCAUCACGCAUCCGAAUGGAAAGAAGGAACUCGUCGGCGAAUAUGGAAAAGGAGACUUAGUUGGAAUAGUGGAGAUGGUGACGCAGACUCGUCGGAGCACAACGGUGAUGGCGGUGCGGGACUCGGAACUGGCGAAGCUGCCCGAAGGCCUCUUCAACGCCAUCAAGCUGAGGUUCCCGGUCGUCGUGACUAGGCUGAUCAACUUGCUGGGACACAGGAUUCUAGGUUCCUGGCAGAAGCCGACGCGGAGUCUGGGCGGCGCGCCCGCGAUCGACUCGAGGCCGUUGCAGCACAACUUCAGCACGGUGGCCGUGGUGCCCGUCAGCGACGACGUGCCCCUCACCGCCUUCACCUACGAGCUGUACCACUCGCUCUGUGCCAUAGGUCCAACGGUCCGUCUCACUUCGGAUGUCAUAAGGAAACUGCUCGGUCUAACGAUAAUGGAUCCGAACAACGAGUACAGACUGAGCUCGUGGCUGGCACAACAAGAAGACAAACACAAGGUGGCGCUGUACCAGUGCGACCCGAGCCUCACGCAGUGGACGCAGCGCUGCAUCCGACAGGCCGACUGCAUACUGAUCGUGGCGCUCGGCGACAAGCAGCCCAGCAUCGGGAAGAUCGAGAAGGAAAUCGAACGUCUAGCCAUACGAACUCAGAAGGAGCUAGUUCUUCUGCACCGGGAGGGCGGACCGAACCCCUCCGGCACCGUGCACUGGCUCAACAUGCGCACCUGGGUCAGCCAGCACCACCACGUGAGGUGUCCGCAUCGAAUGUUCACAAGGAAAAGCCAGUACCGGAUUAGCGAGCUGUACAGCAAGGUGCUGAUGUCUGAGGCCAACGUGCACUCGGACUUCAGUCGGCUGGCGCGCUGGCUCACCGCCACCGCCGUGGGGCUGGUGCUGGGGGGCGGAGGCGCGCGGGGGGCGGCGCACGUCGGCAUGAUCCGCGCCAUACAGGAAGCAGGAAUCCCAAUAGAUAUGGUGGGGGGCGUCAGCAUCGGCGCGUUUAUGGGCGCCUUGUGGUGCAUGGAGAGGAACAUCACCACUGUCACGCAGAAGGCCAGGGAAUGGUCCAAGAAAAUGACGCAAUGGGGUAGGCAGCUUCUAGACUUGACGUACCCAGCCACGUCGAUGUUCUCCGGGCGACAGUUCAAUGCCACCAUCAGGGCGACGUUUGGCGAGGUUCACAUCGAGGACCUGUGGCUGCCAUACUUCACUGUCACCACUGACAUUAGUUCCAGUUGCAUGAGAAUCCACAGGCACGGUAUACUGUGGCGGCUCUGUCGCGCUUCGAUGAGCAUAGCCGGUAUAUUCCCGCCGAUCUGCGACCCCAUGGACGGACAUUUACUGCUCGACGGGUGCUACGUCAACAAUGUACCAGCUGACGUUAUGAGGUCUCUGGGAGCGAAACACAUAUUGGCCAUCGACGUUGGAUCUCAAGAUGAUACAGAUCUAACGAACUACGGAGACGACUUGUCGGGCUGGUGGUUGCUUUGGAAAAGAUGGAACCCGUUCACGACGCCGGUCAAAGUUCCUAAUCUGCCCGACAUACAGAGUCGAUUGGCUUACGUGUCUUGCAACAGACAGUUGGAGGAAGUGAAGAAAUCGGAUUACUGCGAAUACAUCCGUCCCCCGAUCGACGCGUACAAGACGCUGCAGUUCGGUUCGUUCGACGAGAUACGCGAGGUCGGCUACCGGCACGGCGCCGCCUACUUUGAGGGGCAGCGGCGCGGCGGGGGCGGGGGGGUCAGCGGGGCCGCCGCCUCUGACCGCAAGGGACCCGAGCAGCAACCGGCGCUCACCGAUUACACGUUCACGGACUUAGCUCAGAUGGUGUGCUCGGUCCGCACCGGUCGCGACGCCGACAACGAUUCCUCCUCGUCUUCAGACUACGAGGAGGAUCAGAGGCACUUCGAGGGGUACGCCAGCGAGCCCAGCGCUGGGAUACUGGAGAUGUCUUCAAGCAUUGAGGACGCGGCCGCCUGGAUAAGUGACACCGAAUUGGAGGGUAUAAGGGCCCGUCGCGUCGGAGGGUCCCUCUCGCUGUCGGAGGACGAGGUCGACUCGGAGGCGGAGGUGUACGAUCCGCUAAACAAGCGCGGUUCGAGCAGAUGAGAUCGGACCCUGCACGACUUGUGCAAAGCCCUGUACGAAUACACUCAGUACAGUGACGACUAAUGACUCUGAGUUGCCCUUUCAAACUCUAUUAGACUAAUGAAUGACCCUGCCCUUUCGAACUCGAAAUACGAACAAUCGAUAGUUCUUUUUUUAUUUUUUGGCUCCGACACGGUUUGUGCAUUAGCCAGCGUCAAG
Bombyx mandarina (wild silkworm) is the source of this 4213-nucleotide messenger RNA. RefSeq names its product patatin like phospholipase domain containing sws (gene sws). Gene Ontology annotation, biological process: phosphatidylcholine metabolic process. NCBI's taxonomy places the organism in Eukaryota, Metazoa, Arthropoda, Insecta, Lepidoptera, Bombycidae. The record is from RefSeq and is a predicted model, not a curated record. Gene Ontology annotation, molecular function: phosphatidylcholine lysophospholipase A1 activity. Gene Ontology annotation, cellular component: endoplasmic reticulum.